AUGUUCGGGGCCUUCAGAUUCACAAACCCAUUAAGCAGCGGCCUGCUAUGGAAGACCCCCUGGCGGCUGUCCAAGUUCCAGAAGCGGCGGCAGCGGCUCCGCCUCCGGGCGGUCGACUCGGUGGUGGCGACGCUCGACAGCGCGCUGGCAAAGAAGGGCGAGACCACCAAGUCGGUGGAGCGGUGGAAGGCUGAGAUGCCCAAGGAGGAGGAGAUGCGGGCCAAGGACAAGUACACCAUCUUCGACCGCAAGGAGAAGAGGUACCGGAAGGGGAUACACAAGUUGCCCAAGUGGACGAGAGUAUCUCAGCGGCUCAAUCCUCCUGGAUACUAG
This is a messenger RNA of Diaporthe citri, 333 nucleotides long. RefSeq lists its product as uncharacterized. The record is from RefSeq and is a predicted model, not a curated record. The transcript has 2 exons. Lineage: Eukaryota; Fungi; Ascomycota; Sordariomycetes; Diaporthales; Diaporthaceae. Gene Ontology annotation, cellular component: mitochondrial large ribosomal subunit. Gene Ontology annotation, molecular function: structural constituent of ribosome. Bases 1 to 333 code for a protein of 110 amino acids.